GGGGGGGGGGGGGGAGGCCGGGCGACGGGAGCGUGAGGCGGCGGCGGCGGCGGGGGUCUGAGCGCGGCCCCCAUGGAGCUGCUGAGGAAAUGGCUGGGCCACCCCGAGGACAUCUACAACCUGCUGCGGUUCAAGAUGGGCGGCUACCGGGCCGUCAUGCCGCGGAUCGACCCGGACUCGCUGGGACGCGGCCUCCGCACCUGCUACCGCUACCUCAACCAGACCAGCCGCAGCUUCGCCGCCGUCAUCCAGGCCCUGGACGGAGAGCUGCGACAUGCCGUCUGUAUAUUCUACCUAGUCCUCCGUGCCCUGGACACUAUAGAGGAUGACAUGACCAUCAGCUUAGAUGUAAAGGUCCCGAUGCUGCACGAGUUUCACUCCUAUCUCUAUCAACCGGAGUGGAAAUACAUGGAGAGCAAGGAGAAGGACCGGCAGGUGCUCGAGGACUUCCCAACGAUCUCCAUGGAGUUCAGGAACCUGUCAAAGGUCUACCAGGACGUGAUUUCGGAUAUCUGCCACAAGAUGGGUGUCGGUAUGGCAGAGUUCUUGGAGAAGAAGGUGGACUCUCAGCAUGAGUGGGAUAAGUAUUGUCACUACGUUGCUGGGCUGGUGGGAAUCGGCCUUUCACGUCUCUUCUCUGCAUCAGAGCUAGAAGAUCCUAUUGUUGGGCAGGACACAGAGCUGGCGAACUCCAUGGGCCUCUUCCUGCAGAAAACUAACAUCAUCCGUGACUAUCUGGAGGACCAGCUGGAGGGAAGGGAGUUCUGGCCCAGAGAGGUUUGGAGCAGAUAUGCAAAGAAGCUCUCGGAUCUUGCCAAACCAGAGAACAUUGAUAUGGCUGUCCAGUGUCUGAAUGAGCUCAUCACCAACGCCCUCCACCAUGUCCCUGAUGUCCUCACGUACUUAUCCCGCCUGAAAAACCAAAGCGUCUUCAACUUCUGCGCUAUCCCCCAGGUGAUGGCUAUUGCCACAUUGUCUGCCUGCUAUAACAACAAGCAGGUGUUCAGGGGUGUAGUGAAGAUCCGGAAGGGACAAGCUGUCACUCUCAUGAUGGAUGCCACAAACAUACAAGCUGUCAAAGCCAUCAUGUACCAGUAUGUGGAAGAGAUCUACCAGAAGAUCCCAAGCACAGACCCAUCAUGCAACAAGACCCAGCAGGUCAUCGCCUCCAUCCGUGCCAUGAGCUUGCCCAGCAGCCCUGUGGUAUCACGUCACCACUACUCCCCCAUCUACCUGUCCUGCGCCAUGCUCCUGGCCGCCCUGAGCUGGCAGUACCUGAGCACCAUCUCCAAGGCCACCGAGGAGUACGUCCAGGCAGGCGAGAACUGAUGGGCGGUGGGUGGGCGGGGGGAAAGACGGUCGGCAGAUGGGCAGCACAGGCAGGAGGGUCCUUGUCCCCCACCGGUGGGGAUGGCCGGGCAGCGGGGUGCCACAGGGCCUGGGACAGUGACGAGGACGGGACGUCGGUGAGCUGCAGCCCUGGGGCAACGGUGCGGUGUUGCUGGACUCCGCUCCUCACCGCCCUUGCUAUCUGCUUGGAUGGUUACAAUUGCUAAUCGGAGUCUUACUGUUUGGGGUUGAAUAUUUUUUUUUUUCCCUUCUUUCUUGUUGGACAGUUUACCUGAUAUUUUUUUUUUGUUUUUGGUUAGGAUGGUUUUAAAUAGAAACUCCAGUUGCCUCUUUUCUUGCUUGAGAUUUGAGACACCUUUCCAGCUCAGAGCUGAGCAAAAUCUUCUAGGUUUUGCAUCCCUUUCUUAGGCAGGCUCUUCCCCAUCGCCUCUGGUGCCUGCUAUGCACUGGCAGGGGAGGAAUACGCUUCCUUAUCCAGGGAAAAAGCUCUGGCCACCUUCUGGCCUUCAGCCCAGGCUGGUUGACAUCCUGCAGCCUGGAAACAGGCAGAGGCUAUCUUCACAUUUCUGUUGUUGUGCUGAAGGAAGCUACUAGGCUUCAAACGAGCCCUUUUCAUGUAAAAUACAUAGGAGGGGGGAUGCUCUGUCCACUUUAAUGUGCCCCCCCCCCAGCUGGAAAUCAUCUACUGCAGCUCCCUGGCCUCUAGCAAAGCUUUGUAAUUUAGCAGCUGGGGAGAUGAUGCAACAGAGGAGACAGGAGCUGCUUGCACAGCCCUGAGCUGGUACCCCCCUGCCUGACUCCACUGCAGGGUCUGGGCUCUGAACCCCUUCUUCAGCCCCAGGGGAGGGGUGGCUGCGGCAGAGCAGCACCAUCGCAGUGGCGCCGGAUGCCUCUGCAAGGCAGGGGAGCGAGGGUUUGCACCAUGCUGUCCCUCAUGGGAUGAUUUUUUUGGGAGCUUUGGUCCAUUGGCCACCCCGAAAGGCAGGUGGUGAUCCCUGCUGCAGGCUGGGAAGGCUCAAGCUGCCGAGGGGGGGGGGGGGGAGGGCCAGGGCAGGUUUCCUUGGCCCACCUGGUGAUGCUUCGGGUUAAACUGACAUGCAAACUGGAAGAGGCUUCCACUGCUGUUUUGAAACGCAUCAGACUGGACUAACUUCAAGAAGAAACAAUGCUUUAAAGGCAAGUCCCAUGUUCCCGGGGUGGAUUUUUGUUUUCGUGGUCACCCCUGAAUGCUGCUUUGCCUUUGUGAAGGGGAGGACAGCCUGUGUCCUGAUGCAGGACAGAGCUCAGCCUCCCAGGUGCAGUUCAGUGGCCUUUGCAAGGCCCAGCCUAUGUGGCCAGAUUGUUACUCAGAGGGAGGACCUCUGCUCCACCAGUACCGAUGUAGAUAGUUUUAAAGCCGUUGUUUAAAAGAAACUUGCGGUAGCUCUCUUUGUGCAGCUUCCUGUCUUGUUAAAAUUAAAGUUUUCUUUGGGAAAAAAAAAA
Grus americana (Whooping crane) is the source of this 2832-nucleotide messenger RNA. It is a transcript of the gene FDFT1, whose product is annotated as farnesyl-diphosphate farnesyltransferase 1. Gene Ontology annotation, molecular function: squalene synthase [NAD(P)H] activity. Gene Ontology annotation, cellular component: endoplasmic reticulum membrane. The transcript is spliced from 8 exons. Bases 73 to 1329 code for a protein of 418 amino acids. NCBI's taxonomy places the organism in Eukaryota, Metazoa, Chordata, Aves, Gruiformes, Gruidae. Gene Ontology annotation, biological process: cholesterol biosynthetic process; farnesyl diphosphate metabolic process. The record is from RefSeq and is a predicted model, not a curated record.